AUGGAUAAAUUCAUUAAACGUAGUGUAAGUUUGUCAGGUGAAAGUAACGAAGAAGAAAAAGAGUCAAUGAAAAAGAAACCCAAAAUUGUUCAUCGAAAAUAUGACGAAAGGGAAGCUCUUAUGAGGAAGUCUAUGCCUGACGUUCUAUUGCGCGUUCUUCAAGAAAUUAUCAAAAUCGUCAAUUACAUCAAGUCGCGACCGCUGAACUCUCGUAUUUUUAAUGCACUGUGUCAUGAAAUGGGGGCAGAUCAUCAGUCGCUUUUGUUUCAUACACAGGUACGAUGGCUUUCUCGCGGCAAAGUACUUUCCCGAAUUUAUGAGUUGGAAAAUGAGACUGAGAUGUUCUUGCAGUCCCAGGGUUCAGAUUAUGAACAUUUAUUUAAAAAAGAAGAAUGGCUAGCAAAACUUGCAUAUCUGACGGAUAUAUUUGCUCACUUAAAUGAGCUCAAUAGAAAAAUGAAAGGCAGAAAUUCCAAUAUUUUGACAUCGUCGGAUAAAAUUGAAAGCUUUCGCGCUAAAUUGGAACUAUGGAUCAGUCUCGCUACGAAUGGUAAUAAUGAAAUGUUCCCAAAUGUCAUUGCAGCUGACAUAGAACAAAAGGUGCAGGCUUUGAUUGUCAAACACUUAAAGCUUCUUGCAGAGAAAAUGAAUUUCUAUUUCCCUAAGCGUGAUCUGUAA
Messenger RNA from Parnassius apollo (apollo), 678 nucleotides. The record is from the annotation of a GenBank genome assembly. NCBI's taxonomy places the organism in Eukaryota, Metazoa, Arthropoda, Insecta, Lepidoptera, Papilionidae.